Messenger RNA from Suncus etruscus (white-toothed pygmy shrew), 3749 nucleotides. RefSeq names its product FYVE, RhoGEF and PH domain containing 4 (gene FGD4). Gene Ontology annotation, biological process: cytoskeleton organization; filopodium assembly. Lineage: Eukaryota; Metazoa; Chordata; Mammalia; Eulipotyphla; Soricidae. Gene Ontology annotation, cellular component: cytoplasm. Gene Ontology annotation, molecular function: metal ion binding; guanyl-nucleotide exchange factor activity. The record is from RefSeq and is a predicted model, not a curated record. The transcript has 17 exons. The coding region runs from base 94 to 3057 and encodes 987 amino acids.
CCGGCUCCGGUUCAGCCAGUGUUCUGCCCCGGGCGGCCGCGGUGCGGCCUGGAGUUCUCAGCAAGACUUGGGGCCGAACGCACCGCGCGGAGCAUGCAGCCGAGGACCCCCAAAGUCCCCACCACGGCCAGCAGGCACCCGUCCAGCACGAUCCCGGCGCGGGAGCUCGGCUGGGCAGCGGGCGUCCCGGGUUCCCGGCGGCUGGCGCUGCGUCGGCCCCUGGCCAGCCCCGUGGCGCACGGCGAUCGCGCCCUCCAGGCCCCGGCAGGCAGCAGCUUGUGUCCAAAGGUCGCCAUAGAGACUCCGUGCUGGAGAGGUGGCAACUCUGCUCUUAUUGACCGGAAUGCGGCAGAGGAAGAGGCUCAGGGACUAAAUGGAAACUCACCAGCAAAACUCACAGCUUCGAGCCCAAAGCCACAAGUGCCUCCAAAGCCAUUGCACCUACAGAAUUCACCUUGUCCCACUCUGCACCAGAGCUCUGGGUGCACAGCUUCACCCAGAACAAAGCCCAGCAUGGAGCAACUUCACCCUGGCCCAGCUCCCUGUGUGCCACAGGACAAGCCCAGUAAGGUGUCGGAUCUCAUCAGCCACUUCGAAGGGGGCAGCUCACUGUCAAAUUACAGUGACGUGAGGAAGGACUCGACUGUGGUGCUGAGCUCUCCCAGGAUCCCCGGCCGGCGUGGAGUGACAUCACCUCCUCACAGGCCCCCCACUCAGCUGCUGACUCCUAAGCAGGGCUGUGAUGUGGGACCCACUACCGGGGUCCAGACUUGUAUGGCCAACGGCGUGAUGGCAGCACCCAGCCCCGUUCAGAGCGAGGCACAGAGAGCCGCCCUGCCAGGCCCGGAAACGCCAGGUCAGGUGCCCAAAGCCUUGGUCAGUAGGAACUUUGUAAACGGAGAGAGGGGGAAGAUGGUUGCGGAUCCGACGCCCCCCAAUAUCCAAGAGGAUGCCGGUACUUCCCACGGUAUCUGCAGAGGUGCCAGCGGGGACCUUUUGGAGAAGGAGGCCCAGACAUUGGGGCAAGAAGGGGAUGACAUGGAGUCCAACAAGGCAGAGCAGCAGAACCAACCUGGCCCAGAGAAGCAGCAGGACCAAGGGGACCAGAUCCAUCUGCAGGACCAGCAGGACCAGCCGAACCAGGAGGACCAGCCGAACCAGCAGGACCAGCCGAACCAGCAGGACCAGUCAAACCAGCAAGACCAGCAGAACCAGCAGAUCCAGCGGGACCUGCAGAACCAGCGGGACCAGCAGAACCAGCAGGACCAGCAGAACCAGCAGAUCCAGCCAGACCAGCAGAACCAGCCGGACCAGCAAAACCAGUUGAACCAGCCUGAACAGCCCCAGGAGCUAAAGGAGACAAAUGAGCAAAAACUUCAUAAAAUAGCCAACGAACUUCUGCUCACCGAAAGAGCUUAUGUCAGCCGACUCGACCUCUUAGAUCAGGAGUUCUAUUGCAAACUAUUGGAAGAAGCGAACCGAGGCUCAUUUCCUGUAGAAGUGGUGAAUAAAAUCUUCUCUAAUAUUUCGUCCAUCAAUGCCUUCCACAGUAAAUUCCUCCUGCCUGAACUGGAGAAGCGGAUGCAGGAGUGGGAGACCACUCCGAGAAUCGGUGACAUCCUGCAGAAGCUGGCGCCCUUCCUGAAGAUGUACGGGGAGUAUGUAAAGGGCUUUGACUAUGCCAUGGAGCUCGUCAAGAGAACAAUGGACCGCAGUCCCCAGUUCAAGGCGGUGGUGGAAGACAUCCAGAGCCAGAAGGUGUGCGGCAACCUGACUCUGCAGCACCACAUGCUGGAGCCUGUGCAGCGCGUCCCCCGCUAUGAGCUGUUGCUGAAGGAUUACCUGCGCAAGCUGCCCCCGGACUCCCUGGAGUGGGGCGAUGCCAAGAAGUCUCUGGAAAUCAUUUCCACAGCAGCCAGCCAUUCCAACAGUGCAAUCAGGAAGAUGGAGAAAUUGAAGAAGCUGCUAGAGGUUUACGAGAUGCUGGGGGAGGAGGAGGAUGUUGUGAACCCAUCCAAUGAGCUCAUCAAAGAGGGCCAGAUCCUCAAGCUGGCGGCGAGGAACACAUCAGCGCAGGAGCGCCACCUCUUCCUGUUCAACAACAUGCUUCUCUACUGCGUGCCCAAAUUCAGCCUGGUCGGGUGCAAAUUUGCCGUGCGGACACGAGUGGGCGUUGAUGGCAUGACUGUCAUGGAGACUCACAAUGAGGAGUACCCCCACACUUUCCAGGUGUCUGGCAAGGAGAGAACCCUGGAGUUGCAGGCCAGUUCCGAGCAGGACAAAGAGGACUGGAUCAAGGCCCUGCAGGAGACCAUCGAUGCCUUCCAGCAGAGACAUGAGACCUUCAGGAGUGCUAUUGCCAAGGACAGCGAAGGUCCCAUUGAGGUUUCACAUGCCGAACUGGGGAAGAGAGCCCCACGCUGGAUCCGUGACAACGAGGUCACCAUGUGCAUGAAGUGCCGUGAGUCCUUCAACGCGCUGACCAGACGCAGGCACCAUUGCCGGGCAUGCGGACAUGUGGUCUGCUGGAAGUGCUCGGAUUACAAAGCCCAGCUGGAGUAUGAUGGAGGGAAGGUGAGCAAGGUGUGCAGAGACUGUUUCCUCCUUAUCAGCGGCUUCACCGACGGCGAAGAGAAGAAGAGAAAAGGCAUCUUAGAGAUUGAGUCUGCAGAAGUGUCCGGAAACAGCGUGGUAUGCAGCUUCCUGCAGUACACAGAGAAGUCGAAGCCAUGGCAGAAAGCAUGGUGUGUGAUUCCCAAGCAGGACCCCCUGGUGCUCUACAUGUAUGGUGCACCUCAGGACGUGAGAGCCCAGACCACCAUCCCACUGCUGGGCUACGUGGUGGACAAUCUGCCUCGCAGCGCCGACCUGCCGCACAGCUUCAAGCUGACACAGUCCAAGUCUGUGCACAGCUUCGCCGCUGACAGCGAGGAGCUCAAGCAGAGGUGGCUGCGGGUCAUCUUACUGGCAGUCCAGGGAGAGACACCAGAGGGGCUGGGCGAACCACCAGGCACCGUGGAUGAGCCAUCCGACCAGCGCAGGAGAUCAGAAUGUUGAGCCACCACACCCACUGGGCCCUUUGCCUCCGAGCACUUUACGUUGGAAGGACAGAUCCCAGGUCGCACAGGAAAGGGUGAGCACCAGGAAGGAAGCUUCCCCAUCAGCUCGGCGUCUGUCAGUCCUUGGGGAACCCCGUAGCCCUCCUGCCCAUGGUGCUUGAGUUUGGCGUUGCAUGGUGCAGGCUCAGGCCUCACUGCAGUCUAGAGUUCCAGCAGCAGAAAGAGCAUCAUCCAUCUGUCUUUUCCAAGCAGAAGACAAAGAAAGGACAGCCGGUCAUGUUCCGAUUUUGACUUAAGGAAAGAAAAUACUUGUUUUUAUAGAGAUCCUAAGCAUAUCUAAGUACAUAGUAAUUAUGUGUAUAUUGUAUUAAAUAGAAAUAUAAAUAUGUGUAUAUAUGCUCCAUGCUCUUCAACGUUAGGUUCCUAUUUGUCUCUAAUUUAUUUUUAAAAUACAAAGCAUGUUUUAUCUUGGAUGAAUAGUAUUCUAAAGGUCAAUGUUUUGGGUGAUGUACGUAUAAUGGAUUGCCAUCAAGGGUAUUGGUAUUUUUAUAAUGAGAAAAGUCUGUCAUUUCUGUGUGUGAAUUCCCAGCAGUGUCUCAGCUCCGCACCUGGCUGGUGCCUAUACGCAGUGCCUGUCUCUGAUGGUGCUAACAUUGUGUGGGAGUAGCGGACGGGUAGGGUCUGACUCCA